Gaeumannomyces tritici R3-111a-1 is the source of this 1030-nucleotide messenger RNA. RefSeq lists its product as hypothetical. Gene Ontology annotation, biological process: ubiquinone biosynthetic process. Gene Ontology annotation, cellular component: mitochondrial inner membrane. The transcript is spliced from 2 exons. Bases 136 to 912 code for a protein of 258 amino acids. NCBI's taxonomy places the organism in Eukaryota, Fungi, Ascomycota, Sordariomycetes, Magnaporthales, Magnaporthaceae. The record is from RefSeq and is a predicted model, not a curated record. Gene Ontology annotation, molecular function: 3-demethoxyubiquinol 3-hydroxylase activity.
UGCUGGGCCCAGAAUGGAUGGAUCGAUAUGGGUUGAGGCUCUGAUUCUGAUGUGGGAACCCAGAUAUCGCAUCUAUAUUUCUCCCCCAUGGCCUGAUUCCUCGGCCUGCCUCCCCAGCAUCGCACUGCCGCCGACAUGUCCCCACUGCCGCCCACCGCCAGGUCCUGCCUCCGGGCCGCGCGGACGCAAGCAGCACUUCCGGUGUGCGACUUUCUGGCCCCAGCCUUGUUGUCCGCCCGCAGCCGCCGAUGGCUCUCCGCAACGGCCCGCCUGCGCGCCGACGCCAUCUCGCCCGCGCCCGCGCCACGGCCGCCGUCGGCUGCGAAACCAAGGUACAAGCCGUUGACCGAGGAGCAGCGUGAAUUCUUGUCUGCAGCUCUCCGCGUGAACCAAGCAGGCGAGCUGGCCGCCGUGCGCAUCUACAAGGCGCAGACGCCGCUGGUGGUGCGCCGGGACCCGCACCUGCGCCCGCUCAUGGCGCACAUGCUGAGCCAGGAGGAGGGCCACCUGCGCACCUUCGACUCGCUCGUCUCGCGCCACCGCGUGCGGCCCACGGCCAUGUACCCCGUCUGGUCCGCCGCUGCGAGCGCCCUGGGCUGGGCCACCGCCAUGAUGGGCCGCGAGGCCGCCAUGGCCUGCACCGAGGCCGUCGAGACCGAGAUCGGCGACCACUACAACGGCCAGAUUCGCAUCCUGCUUGAGAUGGUUGCCCAGUGGGAGCGCGAGGGCUACGACGUCGGCCCCGAGUUCCGCGACCUCAUCUCCACCCUCCGCCGCAUCCGCGACGAGGAGCUGGAGCACCUCGACCACGCCGUCGAGCACGACGCCAAGAAGGCCGAGCCGCACUGGCUCCUGACCGGCAUCAUCCGUUACGGCUGCCGCGGUGCUAUCUGGGUGAGCGAACGGGUGUGAGGGUCGAGGUGAGCCUUUGGCGGGAAACUGUAUUUCACCCUCUUGUACAACAGAUUUCAUCACUAGGGUGGCUGCGUGCCGGGAAAUACUAUAUCCGCAGGGUAGGAAUGUGGCAACA